ACCUAUCUACAUAGUUAGAUGGUGCUUUACUAUAGUUAAUUUUAUUAGCGUCGCCCUAGGUAGUUGCAGUAACACUUUGAAACCUUUCGACACAGUUUCGUAGGACUGUAGUGCUUCCUCUGUCUACAGUUGCACUAUGGCAGCGUUUGAUCUAGGCAGGCAAGCAGCGGUGCAAAUAGUUAGCGACACCGGACGGCAACCGCAAAGUUUCUUUGGUCGGUUCUUACAAAGACGUCGCGACGCAGCAGCCGUGCGGUCUGAGCAGGAGUACGCCAGCAUCCUAUCCGAAUCCCUGGGCCACGACUUCAGUGACUUAGAUCAACUAGAGUUUCUCCAAACGUCUGGUCGCGAUAAAGAUGGCCGUCCGCUUGUGGUCGUCGUGGCGCGUAAUUUCCCGGCAAAGGUCCUCAAUCCUGACAGGGUUUACCGGUACCUUAUCACCAGGUUAGACGCCAUAGCAGAUGGCCCCUACAGCGUUGUUUGGUUCCACACGUGCAGCAGCUACUGGCAGAACUGCCCCAGCCUGUCCUGGCUGUGGCGAACAUACGAGAGGCUGCCCCCCAAGUACCGUUCCCACCUGCACCGCCUCUUCGUGGUGCACUGCGACCUGCCUCUGUGGGUGGGGCUGGCGGCGCUGGGGCCGCUGCUGUCUGAGGCCCUGUGGCGCAAGGUGGAGUGGGUGGCGCGAGUCGAGUUCCUGUGGGACCACGUGCACAAGAAGCAGUUGGCGGUUCCGGACUUUGUUUCGGAGCACGACGCGCUGCUGGAGGAGCAGCCCCUGGCGGACUACGGGGUGGUGGCGGCACGGGAGGUGAACGCGGUACCCGGGUUGCCGGGACCCGUGUGAUGGGGGCGUGCGGGAGGAGGCGGGGAAGAGGGGGUUAAGAGCGGCAUGUCGAGCGUGGCGUGCUCGGGUGUAUCUAUAUGGCAUGGAGGUGCUGCAAGGGAUGCGAUGCCAGGGUUUGAGUGUACGGCAGCUGUGUGUGCGGUAACGGUCUCAGGAGUGCCUGGCAUCGUGCUCCGAGGAAGGAGACGGGGCAGCGUGCAUGGGUGCCUGAGGGUUGGGAAAGGGCAAGACACUCCGCUCAGUGGGGAGUUUUGGGUAACGUGGGCUGCGGGAUAGGGAAGGUGGCAGCGGUUGGAUUUGACGAUUUGACGACACAGUGCAUCACACCCGCUGGGCACGGCGGUAAGGAACGGUUGCGGCAGCAUAUGGUAUCCUUGCAUUGUCAUGCAUUGGGGCACGCAGGGAUUCAUGUUUCAGACCUCUGGCCUCCGGGCACCAUCUUGAGCUUACCGUCCCACAGGCGGUUCCCCAAGAGUGCCCUGCUGUCCGACAUGUGUCGCACUGGGGACGUGGGGAGGUGUGGGCGUUAUGUGGGCGAUGGCUUCAGGUUGGCCCUUUGAUGACCUGGGCUUGCUUUGGGCUCUGCGCCGUACCCGUUACUUAGGCCCUGCUGUUGAGUGUUCUAGGAUGGUCUAAAGCUAGCUGGGGCUACUCAUAUCCCGUGAAGGGUCUGUGUGUAAAGAAAACUGGCCGUGUGUGUGGGGUGAUAUAUGUUAAGCGAUAUAGAGUGGUUGCCUUGCACGGGUGUCAAGAGAACAAUUGCUGUUGGCGGCCGAUCAUCAUUCGUACAUGUACUUAUUUAGAAGCCCCAGGAAGAUAGCAAGGGUGUUGGGUGAACCUACACUGCAAGGAACGGGGAAUCCCCUUCAUGCGUUGCUAGGGUUGGUUGCGGUACUGAGAACUGCCUUGGGAGGUACUACACUGGCCGUAGUUGUAGCAAAGAUGUGGUGUGUGCGGAGGUGGUGUAUGGAGAUGGUAUGUGAAUGGCAGAUACGGUACCGGCAGUUGACGAGUACCGGGAAGAAAUGA
Messenger RNA from Astrephomene gubernaculifera, 1876 nucleotides. NCBI's taxonomy places the organism in Eukaryota, Viridiplantae, Chlorophyta, Chlorophyceae, Chlamydomonadales, Astrephomenaceae. The record is from the annotation of a GenBank genome assembly.